Messenger RNA from Symbiodinium sp. CCMP2592, 4929 nucleotides. The record is from the annotation of a GenBank genome assembly. Lineage: Eukaryota; Dinophyceae; Suessiales; Symbiodiniaceae.
AUGCUCCCACGUCCCGGGGUCCACGGGCGCCGGGGAGGGUAUUUGGCUAGCUGGAGCCUUGUUAUCCUCAGUGUCUACCUCUCGGCGUUCGGAGCUCCGUCAUGGCAGCGGGAGCAUGAUCACUGGGUUGCCGAUUUGACUGAUGUCUGCCGACUCCAGGCCGACAUGCAUUCGACCUGGCUUUCCCGGCGUCAGCACUGUGAGCUCCCACAGGAGUUGCCGUGGACAUAUCACGGGUCUUGGAACGCCUACCCAUUAUGGGCCGGUGGGGUUCCUGACGAACUCCUGAUUGCCACCGAUGGUAGCGGCGCUGGCACUGGGUCCUGGGCCUUUAUCGUUUGGGGCCUGUUCGGACACCGCUGGUACCGAGUUGAUUGGGAGGCGGCCCGGUUGACCAGUGUAGGAUGGCUGUCUGAGUUGCCACCGACACCUGCUACCGACACCCGGUCCUACCACGGUGAACUUGCGGCGCUGCAAGCAGCUGCCAUGUGGUGCCUGGCCCAGAUCGACCAGUGGGCAAUCUACAUGCGAUCCUCUCCUCGACUCAUCACCCUUGCAGUUGACAAUUCCUCAGCACUGACAGUCGCGGCCGGGCACGCGGCGGCCGCACAGCCCUUGGCCGCUAGCACACGUGCCCUUUGGCAAGCUGUUCAAGCUCGGGUGUCGACUAGCUUCCGGCAUGUGCAUAGCCACAUAGGAAUAAUGGUCAAUACUCUCGCGGACGCCCUGGCCACUUGGGUUUUGGAUUAUGGUGAGGUUAGACCGCCUCCCGCACUGCCGUGGCACUCGACCUUCCAAGCCUUAGCGCCCUGGCUCUGGCUCAUCCCGCAGGCCAAGAUGCAUGGCGGGCGGCCCUGCUUCUCCCUUGCGAUAGGGGAUGUUGGAUGGUCCCCACCACAGACCUCUGUCGACACCGCUCCCCCGAGCCACGUCGAUACUCCCGCACCGGUGCCGCUCUGCGUUACGACCGCAAACAUUCAGUCCAUCAAAGAUGCCUGCCAGCUAGGCAUCAAUAUCCUCUGCUUGCAGGAGGCCCGGAGUAAGGCAGGCCGGUGGGCGGUUGGCGGAUGGCUCACAUGGCGCUCUGGAGCUUUGAAAGGCCAGUAUGGCUGCGAAAUCUGGGUUAAACCAAGCAUUGUCUCGCCAUCGUUGCAGCUGAGUGACUGGCGCAUCUUGCAUAGCUGCCCACGUCUCCUUGUCAUCACUUGCGUUUCUGAGCAGUUCCCGGUCACUAUCUGCUCUGCGCAUGCACCACACUCUGACAGACCCGAUGCCGAAGCAAGAGCCUUCUGGGAACUCCUCGCGACCGUCCUCCAGGCCACGCCCAGGCGGCGUGCCAUUGUGCUUGGGCUCGACGCUAACGGCGACUUCUGUUCUGCAGACGAUGAGGGAGUGCUGAUCGGCACAUUGAUAUCCCAGCACGAGCCUUCCCGUAAUGAUGAAUAUCUUCUUGAAUUGUGCCUGCGAUUCGGCCUUUUCGCUCCUUCCACCUUCAGCGACACCCAAGUUGGAGAAGGCUGGAGCUGGCAGCACACUAGUGGCCGGAGGAAACGGCUAGAUCAUCCUCGCUUCCAAGCAGGUCCCUGGGAGGUCGAGAGGUCUAGCCAAGCCCUAGCCUUUGACAUCGUAAAUGUGCAGCAAGACCACGUCGCUCUUUGGGCACAUGCUAUCCUUAGGGCGACUGCCCCGGCGGUGCCCCGGCCCCGGCAGCGGAAGUGUCUUCCGGCCGAGGUGCGUGGGGCUGGCAGUGACAUCUGGUCCCGUAUCCAGCGUCAAACGCCUGUGGGCUGCCCUGCACAGGUCCAGCAGCUUCUGGACGUCUACUCAGCAUGGAGGCAGGGCCUUGCCCUCGCGCUCUCCACUUGUACCCAAGCAGCCGUACAUCCAGGCCAAGACUUUGGUGGCGGCAGCGUUGCUACGGAGACCGCCUGCCACACCUUCGCUGGCACCAACAGCGCUCUGGCACAUCAGGAAGGACGAGCCCUUGAGUCCAUCUCCAAGCUGCGAUGGGCCUCGCGUCGUGCUGCUGAGCGGAGAGCCGUCCACGCAGCGGGCGGCUACAAUAUCGAGCAGGAACUCGAAGAACAAUUCAGAGCCCAAGAAGGGGGGCGUGCGGUUACGCCCGAGCAAAUCCGUGCUGCCCAGCGAUCCUGGGCCCAUUCUCCCACGGUACCUUGUCCGCAGGCGGUACCGACUCUCCUCCAGAUGGAGGCUGCUUGCCGUAGACAGCAGGCCGGGAAGGCUCCUGGGCCCGACCUUGUGCUCAACGAGCUCUGGAAGCACUUCCCGGUUUCCGCGGGUCUCUGGUUCUGGCGUGUCUGCACUGGCAUCGCACUGACGGGCCGCGAGCCACCCCAGUUCAAGCUCGCACUCAUAUGCGCCCUAUAUAAGAAGGGCCCAGCUGCCCUGCCACAAAACUACAGGUCUAUCGCACUGAUGAAUGGCAUGGCCAAGGUGUACCAUGGGUACCUCAGGAAAGGUCUCGGGCACUCGAUUCUACGUCGUUACCAGGGACUCCAACUCGGAGGCCGCCCAGGCAUGCCUGUCCACUUCGCUGUCGCUGCAUUCCGCUGUGCGUGGUCACUCUGCGUCGAAGCACAGCGGAGUGUUGCGGUUCUCUUUGUUGAUAUCAAAGCCGCAUAUUACGAGGCGAGCAGGGACCUCAUCUUUGAUGGCGGCCCUUUGUCUCUGGAGCCCAGCGAACAGCGGCUAUAUCAUUUGAGCGCUCUCGUCGACCAAUUGGCACGGGCAGGCGCCCUUCAGCUUCUCGGUGUCCCGGCGGAAGAAAUUGCACUUCUCAAGGACUGCGUCGCUUGUGCCCACUGGCAUUUGGUCGGGUCCGACCGUCUAUUUCUUGCAACGCGGGGUUCAAGACCCGGCGACGGACUCGCUGAUAUCCUCUUUGGUUCCCUCUUCGCCAUUGCGCUACGCCACAUUGAAACUGUGUGUGCCAAGGAGGGUCUAACUUGCCAGGCUGCUUGUUUCGCCUCUGGAUCCUCCCCCACUCCGCUCCAGAUAGGGUGGGCUGACGACCUUGCGGUUAUUACGGAUUAUGCUAGUCCCCGAGACUUGCAACAGCUUUUUCCCCGGGUUGCUGAAAUUGUCAUAGACACCUUACAUGCCCUACAUUUUUCUGUUAACCUUGGGGAAGGGAAAACCGAGGCUCUCCUUGACAUCAGGGGCAGUGAAGCCAAGGCAGUACGUGGUGAAAUGCUUGGGUCGUCCCGACCGCUAACCCUACCUAAUGGAGCCGAGUUACGACUGACUCCUGAAUACAGGUAUCUCGGGGUUGUCCAACACCCCAAGGAUAAUGGCCGCAGAGAUUCUGAGCUUUGUGCUCAACGAGGACGCACCGCAUGGGCCCACGGUCGCAACCUGAUUAACAGCGACGCGUUACCUUGGGCGCUCCGGCAAGCGUGGGUCGCCGGCAGGAUCCUGCCCGCUGCGUACGCAACCCUUGCUACGUCAGUCGCGGUGUCCGAAAGAGCUACCGCGCCCUUGCACGGCCUGUUUGAACGGAUUGCCCGGGUCGUGUGUGGAUCCUGGCGCUUCGGCCACCGCCUUCACCGGUCCGUGCUCCUCUGCCUCCUUGGACUGACGGCCCCUGAGCAUGCUGUUGUCGUUGCUCGCACCCGCCUUGUCGUCCAGCUCGUUGGUCGGGCACCUACCGAGGUUUGGGAUCUCUUUGACGCGGCAUGGAACCGUGCUGUCCCCUGGUGUGCUUUGCUCGCAGAUGCUUGCAAGUCAGUUGCCCGUGGAGUUGCGAGCGCCCAGCGUAAACAUGUCCCUUCGGCCUUGGCCUUCGUGCGUGCCAACCAGCGAGGGAUGCUGAAGGCUUGCCGGUUUCUCAGCAAAUGGGGCACUCUCCAGUGGGCUUUCUGGGAUCUGUGGCAAGCACUGUCCGGACCCAGGCAUAAAAGAGUCCUCGGGUGCGCAACCCCACAUCCCUGCGGCAUCUGCAACGCGGUUCUACCUAGUGCCCACGCACUUGCGGCACACGUUCACCGCAAGCACUCUGUUGUCAACUGGCUGACACGGUACACCCAUGGCACGGCUUGGCCCCUUAAUGCUACGCCUGCCCAGCGUGCUGCUUCUGAGGCAGGGCGCCCUUGCACCGCGGGAGAGCUUGCCCAAGAGCUCUUCGCAGUCACUGGGGCGCUUGGCCCUUUUGACUGGCCGGCCCCGCAGGUUAAUGAUGGGGCUGCGCGCUUUGUUGCUGCGGCACCGGCUGACCCGCACCCGAGGCCUUUUCCCCUAGAUGUGGGCGCCGCAGAGCCCGUCGGCCCCGCUGCUGCUAUCGCUCACUGCCCCGGAUCUGAGGAGGAUGCGCCCAGCGUUUCUAAUUUGGUUGAGGCACCCGUACGACAGUGGCGGUGUAUCUUUGACUACUCUGAACCAGCUGAGGCAUGGCAUCUGCCCUCUCCGUUAUGGUCUGCAUGGAGUCUCGCCCCUGUCAUUUGGCAGCUUCCUCUUGCGUGGCACCGCUAUUGGAAAUGUUGGCAUGCUACCGAUCUGUUCCACCCUUGGGACGCCGCUGCCACGUCGGCUUUCCGUGUCCUGCGCAGCAGUGUCUCUGACCCUGCUGCCGCUUCCAAGGAGCCUCCGGUUGCCUUACAGUGCCUGUUGGCCGCCACGGUUACCCUCCGUCAGGUCUGCGCCCGCGUCUGUGCUGGAGGUGCUCUUUGGCUUUGGGGUGUGCCGAGCUCAGCAGGGCUCUCGCUCCUCCGGAGGCUGCUGCCCCGCGCGCUCUUCCGUUCUGCGCAUCUGCCCUUCGGAGUGAUCUUUGCUGCACAGCAUCCCGACUGCCCACCCUCGUGGUGGCCGGACCUUCUUGGCCUUUGCUCUCCCUCGCCUGCGGGCCGUUCCCCUUUUGUCCGUCCUCUGCGAGCUUCUUUCAUUUUCAGCACAGUGUCGCUGGGUCGCGCCUGA